AUGGUGGGAGACCACAUGUUUUUGAAGGUCACACCUAUAACUGGAAUUGGGAGGUCAAUUCAUGCGAAGAAGUUGACUCCUAGAUUUAUUGGGCCAUUUGAAAUUUUUGAGAGAAUUGGGCCUUUGGCAUACCGAAUUGCCUUACCCCCUCAUUUGUCGGGUGUGCACGAUGUAUUCCAUGUGUCUCAACUGAAGAAAUAUCAACUUGACCCUUUACAUAUGAUUGAGCCCGAGGAUGUGGACUUACAUGAGAAUUUGACAUAUUGGGCAGAGCUUGAGAAAAUUGUGAAUGUUAAGGAGAAACAACUGAGACAUAAGACAAUUUGGCUGGUGAAAGUCAUUCAGAAAGGGAUGACUUCUAGUGAUACUACAUAG
Prosopis cineraria is the source of this 375-nucleotide messenger RNA. RefSeq lists its product as uncharacterized. NCBI's taxonomy places the organism in Eukaryota, Viridiplantae, Streptophyta, Magnoliopsida, Fabales, Fabaceae. The transcript has a single exon. The coding region runs from base 1 to 375 and encodes 124 amino acids. The record is from RefSeq and is a predicted model, not a curated record.